AUGCCAAGCAGAGUGUCAGGUGCCACUGUGGCCAGGAGUGAGCCUGGUCCUUCCCUGCUGGAGCUGGAGCUGGACGAGGACAUUUCCCUUCUGCGACUGAAUCCGGAUCUCAGACUGUCACGAUUGUGCUUUCAGACAUUAAGAAAGAAAGGUUUUAACGGCUGUGACAGCCCGGAGCCCGACGGUGACGACUCCAUAGACCAGAGCCCUCUGAUGGAGGAUAAAUACCGCAAAGGCAGCGAGGAUCUGGAUAUCCUGUUCAAGCGAUACGGUGCGCUGAACAAGAAGCACAGGGAGUGCGAGAGCCCGGAAGGGGAUGAAGUGUUUGCGCUGACCCCGCAGACGGAAGAGAAAUAUAAAAAGAUUGAUGAGGAGUUUGAUAAAAUGAUGCAGAGUUACCGGCUCGCAGUGAGUAGCUGGUGGCCUGCAGGCUCCAGGAUGACUGCGGUUGCAGCUUCAGAGCCUCCGCGCCGGCUGCUGGCCACAAUCGCCGCCCGCGGCGUAGCCAGGCAGCCCCAGCCGGGGAAAAUAGGUGGCUUUCAGAAGCGACUCCGGGCAAUGCUUGGAGGAGACCUGAACAACACAAAUGGAGCCUGCCCGAGCCCUGUGG
Empidonax traillii (willow flycatcher) is the source of this 610-nucleotide messenger RNA. RefSeq names its product myocyte-specific enhancer factor 2D homolog. Lineage: Eukaryota; Metazoa; Chordata; Aves; Passeriformes; Tyrannidae. The record is from RefSeq and is a predicted model, not a curated record. The annotation marks the transcript as partial. The transcript is spliced from 5 exons.